Messenger RNA from Aureobasidium musti, 1425 nucleotides. The record is from the annotation of a GenBank genome assembly. Lineage: Eukaryota; Fungi; Ascomycota; Dothideomycetes; Dothideales; Saccotheciaceae.
AUGUCUGGAUCAAUCUGCCUGCGGUGCCUGGCCAGGCCAGCAGUAGGCACACUAGAGCAAAGCUCGCUACGAAUCACAGCACAAGCGACAGCAGCAUUUUCGACCAGCGCCGCUCUGGAAGCCAACUCUGCCGUCAAGAAGAAGAGCGUCUCCGUCGCCAAACCCGGCCGUGGAGCCAACGCUUCAUUCAGCAAGCAAGGGAAACUCAGAAAGGGACAAGCUGGAGGAAGAACGGGCAAACCACCGGGAGAGGGCGAGCGCAAGGCUAUGCGCAAGAGAGUUGUCCUGUCCAACACCAACGCCGUCGAGGUUCAGGGUCUAGACAACUUUUCUGCCGCCAACAUCCACGAUGCUGCUAUUGAGGGUCAGGUCCUGGGCCUUAGCAACGAAGUCAUUGAUGCUCUGCGCGCAACUGAAGCCUUCAAGCCUACCCAAGGAUGGAGCCUUUUCCGAAGACCGGCGACUCUGGUACGCAAAGAGACAGCCGAACUUGCCAGAUUGAUGCAGGAGGUUGAGGCAAACAAGACUUCUGUGCGUCGUGUCAUAUACGGAGAGCGUGGCUCAGGNAAGAGUGUUUUGGCCCUGCAGGCCAAGGCCAUGGCUCUGCUCAAGGGCUGGAUCGUUGUACACAUCCCCGAGGAAUUGAUCCUCGGAAACUCGUCCUACGCACCUUCGAACGAACCCGGCAUCUUCAACCAACCUCACUUCACAGCAGCCCUGCUGGGCCAAAUCGCCAAAGCCAACCACACAGUCCUGUCCAAGCUGCGCCUGUCACGAAAGCACGAGCUGUCCAUUCCUGUCCAGUCAAACAUCUCUCUCGACCGCUUCGCCAUGAUGGGCGCCCAAGACCCAGAAAUCGCCUGCGAGAUCUACAACGCAUUGUGGGCUGAAUUGACCGCUCCCUCGCANAAAGGUGAAGGUUUUUCCCGUCCCCCUGUCGUCUUCACCAUCGACUCUGUCGCCCAUAUUAUGCGCGACUCAGCAUACAUGAACCCAGACGUCCAGCCCAUCCAUGCUCACGACCUGGCCAUUGUAAACCACUUCUUCAAACUGCUGUCGGGCAAGCAGACCCUGCCCAAUGGCGGCAUGAUCUUCGCCGCCGACUCUGGCAGCAACAGACCCUCAAUUUCUGGCUUCGACCAUGCCGUGGCUCGCAACGCCGCCCUCGCACAGAAGAAAGAAGCUCCCCAAUGGGACCCCUGGGUCAAGGUCGACCAGCGAAGCAUUGACGUCUUGAACGGCGUCGAUGUCUGGCAGAUCAAGGGUUUGAGCAGAGAAGAGGCCCGCAGCAUCAUGGAAUACUAUGCCAAGAGCGGUAUGUUGCGUCAAACCGUCAAUGACAACUUGGUCGCAGAGAAGUGGACACUGAGUGGCGGUGGUAUCAUUGGUGAGCUCGAGAAGGGGACUGUCAAGACCCGCAUCUAA